Molecule: messenger RNA, 1172 nt
Organism: Tigriopus californicus
Lineage: Eukaryota; Metazoa; Arthropoda; Copepoda; Harpacticoida; Harpacticidae
Gene: Rrp42
Product: exosome complex exonuclease RRP42-like
Exons: 1
Coding region: 226-1101 (291 amino acids)
Biological process (GO): U4 snRNA 3'-end processing; nuclear mRNA surveillance; TRAMP-dependent tRNA surveillance pathway
Cellular component (GO): nuclear exosome (RNase complex); cytoplasmic exosome (RNase complex)
Source: RefSeq, a predicted model, not a curated record
UGUGUUUCCGUCUUCUCCGAGUACUUUUCUUGUAUAUUUCUUAGCCACCCUGAUGCGACCCCAUGCUUUGCUUUUGUGUGGAUGAACACGGAUUUUCUGUACUACUAUCCUCCUCCAGUGGAUCCUGUCCUCUUCGCCACCUCUUUUCUGAGUUCAAUUCAAAGCGGCUAAUUCAGGCUCACAAUCUAAUUUGAACCCCUCGAAAUCCCUGUGAUCGCUGCCACCAUGGCCACGGUCCUGGUGAGCGAGACCGAAAAAUUGUAUGUGUUACACGGCGUGCAAGAAGACCUACGAGUAGAUGGACGGGCCCGUAUGGACGUGAGGCCCAUCGUGGUGGAAACUGACCUAGUCACGCACACCAGCGGUUCGGCUCAUCUCCGAUUGGCCAAUUCCGACAUUCUUGUGGGCGUCAAGGCCGAACUGGAGGCCACCACACCCGCUCGUCCCACUGAAGGUCGGCUGGAAUUCUUCGUGGAUUGCUCGGCCAAUGCCACGCCCGAUUUCGAAGGCCGUGGCGGCGAAAAUUUGGCCACAGAAAUCAGUCAGGCCUUAGCUCGGGCCUAUCAGAGUGCCCACGUGUUUGAUCGACGACAGUUGGGCGUCUUAGCAGGACAACAAUGCUGGGUCUUGUACGUGGAUAUUCUCAUCUUGGAGUGCGGGGGCAACCUUUUUGAUGCCGUGUCCAUGGCUGUAAAAGCCGCCCUCUCGAGUACCCGCAUCCCGAAAAUCUCGGUCACGGCCGUGGAUGGUGGCGAGCCCGAACUAGAGCUGUCGGACGACCCGUUUGACGGGGCCAAACUGGAUUUGCGAUCCGCUCCGAUUUUAGUGACCCUCUUACGGAUUGGUAAUUUUUGUGUGGUGGAUCCCACGCCCGAAGAAGAGGCGUGCGCCUCGGCGGGUGUGGUCAUGGGAGUCAAUGUCCAAGGUCAUGUCACGAUGACCAAAAAAGUGGGUAGUGGUAGUUUCCAUCAACGGGGCUUAAUCGAGGCCUUAAAAAAUGGUACCGCCAUUGGCGUGGAGCUCAACCGCCAGCUACUAAAUAAACUCGAAGAGGAGGACCUGCAAGGCUAUCAACGACCCAAAUUCGGGUUCUUAUCUUGAGUGGAAUCCAGGUUGGAUCAUGUUUUGAAUGUACCUUCUAAUGAGUAAUUAAACUGAUGUUUGAAAACGCC